This is a messenger RNA of Lachancea thermotolerans CBS 6340, 3663 nucleotides long. RefSeq names its product DNA-directed RNA polymerase II subunit RPB2 (gene RPB2). Bases 1 to 3663 code for a protein of 1220 amino acids. Gene Ontology annotation, biological process: DNA-templated transcription. Gene Ontology annotation, cellular component: RNA polymerase II, core complex. NCBI's taxonomy places the organism in Eukaryota, Fungi, Ascomycota, Saccharomycetes, Saccharomycetales, Saccharomycetaceae. The transcript has a single exon. Gene Ontology annotation, molecular function: ribonucleoside binding; DNA-directed RNA polymerase activity; DNA binding. The record is from RefSeq and is a predicted model, not a curated record.
AUGUCGACCGAGGAGUUUUAUGAGGAAGACCCAUACGGAUACGAGGAUGAUGAGGCUUCAAUCACGGCGGAAGAUUCCUGGACUGUGAUAUCUGCAUUUUUCCGUGAGAAGGGUCUAGUGUCACAGCAGCUGGACUCUUUCAACCAGUUCAUCAACUACACGAUCCAGGACUCAAUUGUGGAGGACUCGACGCUGAUUUUGGAACAGCUGGCGCAGCAUACAACGGAGGCUGACAACAUCAGCCGCAAGUAUGAAAUCAGCUUCGGCAAAAUCUAUCUGGCAAAGCCCUCGAUGACAGAGUCCGAUGGCGUCUCACACGCAAUGUACCCACAAGAGGCGCGUUUGCGUAACCUGACGUACGCGUCCGGUCUGUUCGUGGAGAUCCGCAAGCGGACCUAUGAAGCCGUGGACAUUCCUGGUCGUGACCUCAAAUAUGAGGUAAUUGACGAGGAGAGCGAGAUGUCGGAUGAAAGCAAGAUCUUCAUCGGACGUGUACCCAUCAUGCUGCGUUCCAAAUACUGCCUACUGGACGAGCUGACAGAGAGCGAUCUAUACAAGCUGAAAGAAUGCCCGUUUGACAUGGGUGGUUACUUCAUCAUCAACGGUUCCGAAAAGGUCCUGAUUGCUCAGGAACGUUCCGCAGGUAACAUCGUCCAGGUCUUUAAAAAGUCCGCGCCUUCGCCCAUUUCACAUAUCGCAGAGAUACGGUCCGCGCUGGAAAAAGGGUCGAGAUUCAUCAGUACGCUUCAAGUCAAGCUGUAUGGACGUGAGGGUAGCACUAACCGUACCAUCAAAGCCACUCUUCCCUACAUCAAGCAAGACAUUCCCAUCGUUAUCAUAUUCAGAGCCCUUGGCAUCAUUCCCGAUGGUGAAAUCCUAGAGCAUAUCUGUUACGACGUCAAUGACUGGCAAAUGCUAGAACUCCUGAAGCCGUGUGUUGAGGAGGGUUUUGUCAUUCAGGAUAGAGAAACCGCGUUAGACUUUAUUGGUCGUCGUGGUACCGCUUUGGGAAUCAAGAAAGAAAAGAGAAUUCAGUACGCUAAAGACAUUUUGCAAAAGGAGUUCCUGCCUCACAUUACUCAGCUCGAAGGUUUUGAAAGUAGAAAAGCAUUUUUCCUAGGUUACAUGAUCAACAGGUUGUUGCUGUGUGCCCUCGACCGUAAGGAUCAAGAUGACCGUGAUCAUUUUGGUAAGAAGAGAUUAGAUUUGGCUGGUCCACUAUUAGCGCAGCUUUUCAAGACCUUGUUCAGAAAACUUACGAGAGAUAUUCUUCGGUUUAUGCAAAGAUCGGUGGAAGAGGCCAAAGACUUCAAUUUGAAGUUGGCCGUCAAAGCAACUACUAUUACUGCUGGUUUGAAAUACGCAUUAGCCACCGGUAACUGGGGUGAACAAAAGAAGGCCAUGACCUCUAGAGCAGGUGUUUCUCAAGUUUUAAACAGAUACACUUAUUCUUCUACUCUGUCGCAUUUAAGAAGAACCAACACACCAAUCGGUCGUGAUGGUAAACUUGCCAAGCCUCGUCAAUUGCAUAACACACAUUGGGGUCUAGUGUGUCCCGCGGAAACACCAGAAGGUCAAGCAUGUGGUCUGGUGAAAAAUUUGUCGCUGAUGUCCUGCAUUUCUGUCGGCACAGAUCCAUUGCCAAUUAUAACCUUUUUGAAUGAGUGGGGUAUGGAACCGCUGGAGGAUUACGUUCCACAUCAAUCCCCUGACGCUACUAGAGUCUUUGUCAAUGGUGUGUGGCAUGGUAUCCACAGAAACCCAGCUAAGCUUGUUGACACAAUUAGAAAGCUGAGAAGAAAAGGUGAUGUUACUUCUGAAGUUUCCAUCGUCAGAGAUAUUCGUGAAAAGGAACUCAAAAUCUUUACAGACGCCGGUAGAGUUUACAGACCACUGUUUAUCGUUGAUGAAAAUGAGGAAACUGGAGUGAAAGAAUUGAAGCUGAGGAAAGGCCACAUCAGAAAACUGAUGAUGACUGAGUAUCAGGAUAUCGAGGGUGGCUUUGAAGAAGAAGACAUUAACUAUACGUGGUCCUCACUGUUGAAUGAAGGCUUGGUUGAGUACAUUGAUGCUGAAGAAGAAGAAACAAUUUUGAUUGCCAUGCAACACGAAGAUCUUGAUCCAACUAUUGAGGCGGCUGAUCCAGAGGAGGAACUUGAUCCUGCCAAACGUAUCAAGGCUAUUCAUCACUCAAGCACAUUCACGCAUUGUGAAAUUCACCCAUCGAUGAUUCUUGGUGUCGCUGCCUCUAUUAUUCCUUUCCCUGAUCACAACCAGUCUCCUCGUAACACAUACCAAUCUGCUAUGGGUAAACAAGCUAUGGGUGUAUUCUUGACCAAUUACAGUGUCCGUAUGGAUACUAUGGCAAAUAUUCUGUACUAUCCUCAGAAGCCCCUUGGUACAACUCGUUCAAUGGAGUACUUGAAGUUCAGAGAGCUGCCCGCCGGUCAGAAUGCGAUUGUCGCUAUUGCAUGUUAUUCUGGUUACAACCAGGAAGAUUCCAUGAUUAUGAAUCAAUCCUCGAUCGACAGAGGUCUCUUCCGGUCAUUGUUUUUCAGAUCUUACAUGGACCAAGAGAAACGUAUUGGUAUGUCCAUCACAGAAUCCUUUGAAAAGCCUCAGCGGACAAAUACCUUACGGAUGAAGCACGGAACUUAUGACAAGCUAGAUGAUGACGGGUUGAUUGCUCCUGGUGUUAGAGUAUCUGGUGAUGAUAUGAUUAUCGGUAAAACAACACCCAUUCCUCCCGAUGCCGAAGAGUUGGGUCAAAGAACUGCAUUCCACUCUAAACGUGACGCUUCAACACCUCUUAGAAGUACUGAAAACGGUAUUGUUGACCAGGUGUUGAUUACCACCAAUCAAGAAGGUUUGAAAUUCGUGAAAGUCAGAGUGAGAACAACUAAAGUUCCACAGAUUGGUGAUAAAUUCGCCUCUAGACACGGUCAAAAAGGUACCAUUGGUAUCACUUACCGUAGAGAAGAUAUGCCUUUCACUGCGGAAGGUGUUGUACCUGAUUUGAUCAUCAAUCCUCAUGCCAUUCCAUCGCGUAUGACAGUCGCACAUUUGAUUGAAUGUCUUCUGAGUAAGGUCGCGGCACUUUCAGGUAAUGAGGGUGACGCUUCUCCGUUCACUGACAUUACUGUGGAUGGUAUUUCUAGGUUACUGCGUGAGCACGGCUAUCAGUCUCGUGGCUUUGAAGUCAUGUACAAUGGUCAUACGGGUAAAAAGCUGAUGGCUCAAAUAUUCUUCGGGCCAACAUAUUACCAGCGUCUGAGACAUAUGGUGGAUGACAAGAUCCACGCAAGAGCACGUGGUCCGGUACAAGUCCUAACAAGACAGCCAGUCGAGGGUAGAUCAAGAGACGGUGGUUUGAGAUUUGGUGAAAUGGAGAGAGACUGUAUGAUUGCACAUGGUGCUGCCGCAUUUUUGAAAGAAAGACUUAUGGAAGCCUCUGACGCAUUUAGAGUUCACAUCUGUGGUGUUUGCGGUUUGAUGACUGUAGUUGCCAAGCUCAAACACAACCAAUUCGAAUGCCGCGGCUGCAAAAAUAAGAUUGACAUAUAUCAGAUCCACAUUCCUUACGCUGCUAAGCUUCUGUUCCAAGAGCUGAUGGCGAUGAACAUCGCGCCGCGUCUAUAUACUGAUCGCUCUAGGGAUUUCUAG